GCUACUCUGAGCCCUAGGCUGUCUUCCUUUUCUCUCCCCUCCUCUUUCUGUCCCCGGACCCCGCCCAUCGCUCCCCUCCUGGAACCACAUCUCCCAGAAGGCCUGGCGCCCCACGCCGCAUGCGCAGUGACGGGCCUGCUCGCUCUCGCUGAGGGAGAAAGACGCAAGCAGCCGCGGGGUCUCGGUGGAGCGGCGGCGGCGGCACAUGCAGAGUGAGUACUGUGUAGUCCUCUCACCCUCAAAGAUGGUGAAGCUGGAUAUUCACACUCUGGCUCAUCACCUCAAGCAGGAACGACUCUAUGUAAACUCAGAAAAGCAACUUAUUCAGAGAUUAAAUGCAGAUGUAUUGAAGACAGCUGAGAAACUGUACCACACAGCCUGGAUUUCCAAGCAGCAAAGGAUUAACUUGGACAGACUUAUCAUAACAAGUGCUGAAGCUUCUCCUGCUGAAUGCUGCCAGCAUGCCAAAGUCUUGGAGGACACACAGUUUGUUGAUGGGUACAAGCAGUUGGGAUUUCAAGAGACUGCUUAUGGAGAAUUCCUCAACAGAUUGAGAGAGAACCCUAGGCUUAUUGCUUCCUCUCUGGUUGCUGGAGAGAAACUCAACCAGGACAACACACACAGUGUCAUUCACACGGUCUUUACUUCCAUCUAUGGCAAUUGCAUCAUGCAGGAAGAUGAGAGCUACCUCCUUCAAGUUUUGCGUUACUUGAUAGAAUUUGAACUGAAGGAAAGCGACAAUCCCAGACGGCUUUUGAGGAGAGGUACCUGUGCAUUCAGCAUUUUAUUCAAACUUUUUUCUGAGGGACUCUUUUCUGCAAAACUCUUCCUUACUGCAACAUUGCAUGAGCCAAUCAUGCAGCUGCUGGUGGAAGAUGAAGACCACCUAGAAACAGAUGCAAACAAAUUGAUCGAGAGGUUCUCUCCCGCACAACAGGAAAAACUCUUUGGGGAGAAAGGCACAGAAAGAUUCAAACAAAAAGUCCAAGAAAUGGUGGAUUCCAAUGAGGCUAAGUUAGUGGCUUUGGUGAACAAAUUCAUUGGUUAUCUCAAGCAGAACACAUACUGCUUUCCGCAUAGCUUGCGAUGGAUUUUAUCACAAAUGUACAAAACACUCUCCUGCGUAGACCGGCUGGAGGUUGGGGAGGUGCGAGCAAUGUGCACGGACCUCCUGCUUGCAUGUUUCAUUUGUCCUGCAGUUGUCAACCCAGAACAGUACGGAAUAAUUUCCGAUGCCCCAAUAAAUGAGGUGGCAAGAUUUAAUCUGAUGCAGGUCGGGAGACUUUUGCAGCAGUUGGCAAUGACGGGCUCUGAAGAGGGAGAUCCACACAUGAAGAGCAACCUUGGCAAAUUCGACAAAAGCUGUGUUGCUGCAUUCCUGGAUGUUGUUAUUAGUGGGCGCGCUGUGGAAACCCCUCCGAUGUCCUCAGUUAACCUUCUAGAAGGAUUGAGUAGGACUGUGGUUUAUAUGACAUACAGCCAACUUACUAAUCUGGUUGGUUUUAUGCGAAAUGUAAUGUCAAGUGACCAACUGAAGGAAGAUCGGAUGGCUCUGGAAAACUUGUUGGCAAACUUACCCCAGAACAAACCCGGGAAAAGUAGCAGCCUUGAAAUGACUCCUUAUAAUACUCCACAACUCUCCCCUGCAACAACCCCAGCCAACAAAAAAAAUCGACUGCCUAUAGCUACCCGUAGCAGAAAUAGAUCAAAUAUUCCAAUGGACCAACAUGGAGACCAUGAAGGAUCCUCCCAGGAUUCUAUACAGGAAGUUCAGCCAGAAGAAGUACUGGUUAUUUCUUUGGGAACAGGUCCGCAGCUUACUCCGGGUAUGAUGUCAGAAAAUGAGGUCUUAAACAUGCAGCUUGCCGAUGGAGGACAAGGAGAUGUCCCUGUUGAUGAAACCAAACUCCAUGGUAAACCUGAUAAAACCUUGCGCUUUUCCCUCUGCAGCGAUAAUCUGGAAGGAAUAUCUGAAGGUCCUUCAAAUCGCUCCAAUUCUGUGUCCUCUUUGGAUUUAGAAGGAGAGUCUGUGUCAGAGCUUGGUGCAGGGCCUUCUGGGAGCAAUGGUGUUGAAGCCCUGCAGCUGUUAGAACAUGAACAAGCUACGACUCAGGAUAAUCUUGAUGACAAGCUCCGUAAAUUUGAAAUUCGUGAUAUGAUGGGAUUGACUGAUGAUAGGGACAUAUCAGAAACUGUGAGUGAGACCUGGAGUACAGAUGUCUUGGGCAGUGACUUCGAUCCAAAUAUUGAUGAAGACCGUUUGCAAGAAAUUGCAGGUGCAGCUGCAGAGAACAUGCUUGGCAGCUUGCUGUGUUUGCCUGGUUCAGGAUCUGUGCUGCUCGACCCCUGCACAGGGUCAACCAUAUCCGAAACCACCAGUGAAGCUUGGAGUGUGGAGGUAUUGCCAAGUGAUUCAGAGGCCCCAGAUCUAAAGCAGGAGGAAAGACUGCAGGAGCUGGAAAGCUGUUCUGGACUGGGCAGCACCUCUGAUGACACAGAUGUGAGGGAGGUCAGUUCUCGUCCCAGUACACCAGGCCUCAGCGUCGUGUCAGGUAUUAGUGCAACCUCUGAGGAUAUUCCUAAUAAGAUCGAGGAUCUUAGGUCUGAGUGUAGCUCUGACUUUGGAGGGAAAGAUUCUGUGACAAGUCCUGAUAUGGAUGAAACAGUUCAUGGAGCCAGUCAGUUGACUUCUCCCCCUUCUCAGUCGGACUCUUUGCUUGCAUUGUUUGACCCUUUGUCAUCACACGAAGGUGUAUCAGCAGUGGUUCGGCCUAAAGUGCACUAUGCAAGACCUGCUCAUCCGCCACCAGAUCCCCCAAUCUUGGAAGGAGCUAUGGGAGGUAAUGAGGCCAGAUUACCAAAUUUUGGCUCCCACAUCUUCAUCCCAGCCGAUUUGGAAGCGUUCAAACAAAGGCAUUCCUACCCAGAAAGACUGGUCCGCAGCAGAAGCUCUGACAUAGUGUCAUCAGUUCGGAGACCUAUGAGUGACCCUGGCUGGAACAGGCGGCCUGGUAAUGAAGAAAGGGAGCUUCCUACACAAACACCCAACAUUGGGGCAGCUGCUUCGGUGGCUGCGCCUCAGUCCUCUUCAUCAUCCCCCAGUAAAGACUCCUCUAGAGGAGAGAUUGAGGAACGAAAAGAUAGUGAUGAUGAGAAAUCUGACAGGAACAAACCCUGGUGGAGAAAGCGUUUCGUUUCUGCCAUGCCCAAAGCUCCCAUACCAUUUAGAAAAAAAGAAAAACAAGAAAAAGACAAAGAUGACUUUAUGUCUGAGAGAUUCUCAACACUUCAAGAUGAUCCCAAUCCCAGGCUAAGUGCCCAGGCACAGGCUGCAGAGGAUAUCCUGGACAAAUAUAGGAAUGCUAUUAAGCGAACCAGCCCAAGUGAAGGAGCUAUAGUAAAUUAUGAAAGUGCAGAGGUAAUUGGAGAUGGUGAAAGUAUACACGACUCUCCACGUGAUGAAGCCCUGCAGAAUAUGUCAGCUGAUGACCUCCCAGAUUCUGCAAGUCAAGUAGCACAGCCACAAGACUCUGCCUUCUCUUACAGGGAUGCAAAGAAGAAACUGAGACUGGCUCUUUGUUCAGCAGAUUCUAUUGCCUUCCCAAUGUUGUCCCAUUCGACAAGAAAUGGCCUACCAGAUCACACCGACCCUGAAGACAACGAAAUUGUGUGCUUCCUGAAAGUUCAGUUAGCUGAAGCUAUUAACCUACAAGAUAAGAAUUUGAUGGCCCAACUGCAGGAGACAAUGCGCUGUGUAAGCCGCUUUGAUAACCGGACAUGUCGAAAGCUGCUGGCCUCCAUUGCAGAGGAUUAUAGGAAAAGGGCUCCAUAUAUUGCUUAUUUAACUCGGUGUCGCCAAGGCCUGCAGACCACACACGCCCAUCUGGAAAGGCUCCUGCAGAGGGUUCUACGUGAUAAGGAAGUGGCCAACAGAUAUUUCACCACAGUUUGUGUGAGGUUACUUCUGGAAAGCAAAGAAAAAAAGAUAAGGGAAUUCAUUCAAGAUUUCCAGAAACUCACUGCAGCAGAUGAUAAAACAGCCCAAGUAGAAGACUUUCUUCAGUUUUUAUAUGGGGCCAUGGCCCAGGAUGUCAUUUGGCAAAAUGCCAGUGAAGAGCAACUCCAGGAUGCACAGCUAGCCAUAGAACGCAGUGUGAUGAAUCGCAUUUUCAAACUCUCAUUCUACCCUAAUCAGGAUGGAGACAUUUUGCGUGACCAAGUCCUUCAUGAGCAUAUCCAAAGGUUGUCUAAGGUAGUGACUGCAAACCACCGAGCCCUUCAGAUACCAGAGGUGUAUCUCCGGGAGGCACCAUGGCCAUCUGCACAGUCCGAAAUCCGCACAAUCAGCGCUUACAAAACCCCACGGGACAAAGUGCAGUGUAUUCUGCGAAUGUGUUCAACCAUCAUGAACCUGCUGAGUUUGGCCAAUGAAGAUUCAGUCCCUGGGGCAGAUGACUUUGUUCCUGUUUUGGUGUUUGUUCUGAUAAAGGCAAACCCGCCCUGCUUGUUGUCCACUGUUCAGUACAUUAGUAGCUUCUAUGCUAACUGUUUAACUGGAGAAGAAUCUUACUGGUGGAUGCAGUUCACAGCAGCAGUUGAAUUUAUUAAAACCAUUGAUGAUCGCAAGUGACCCAAAAGGGCACCUUUGUAGACAGACUGUUAGCAGCAGAGAGCCUGUAAGAAUGUAUAUCAACUGUUUCAAAGGCUGAAGAAAUACUUUCCUUGUAUAAUAAUUGUACAAAGUGGAAGCAUUUAAAAAAUUUUUUACUAAUCAGAUUAAUUAAUUUAACAGGUUUUCUUUCCUCUCUGUUUUGGUUGCAUCUUUUCCCCCCGAUAGAGAUUAGCACGGGAAAAAGGGACCACAUUUUUCAGGUAUUGUGGAUUCUCAAAAUCAUUUAGGAAACUCUACUGUCACUGCCCCUUUCACACAGACACUAUUUUUCCCUUAGACUUCUGUUGAUGUAAAUUCAUUCAUUUUUCUUUGUUUCCAACCAAAAAGAUCGUGGCAAGCACUUUUAAGAGCCUUUCUAGCUUAAUACACCUUUUGUAAAAAAAAAAACAAAAAAAAAACAAAAAAAACCAAAAAACCACCAGCUGCACUGAAAAUUUGUAGCAGUUGACAUAAUUAUAAAUUGUACUUCACCUAUGGUAAAAUUAAAACCUGAGGACAAUGUAAAUAUAUUAUAUAAUAUUUAAUAAAUUGCAGUCAUCUUUGGACUCAUUAUCUUGUCAACCAGCAAACAAGCAGUUUCUCUCUCCUACAGCAGGUUGUGACAUACCGUAUUGGGUAAUGAGAUGACUUCCUCAAUAGGAUAAGUUUAAAAAGGGCAAACCUAAAUAUUUAUUAAAAUUUUAAUAAAGUUUACAGAACUUUCUGAAACUGGAAUUUACAAUUCACAGGGCUCUCACUUGAAAGUUUAAAAUUUUUGGCUCGGGAAUUAGAGCGUUUUAAAUAAAUAGUUUGGAUUUAUAGAGGAGAGGGGCUAUAAGUUUCAAUAGAUAAGUUCUAAUAUAAAAAGGAAUAGUAUAUACCUUAUUGUAAUAUUUUUCAUCUGAAAUACUGUGUAUACUGUACAAACCCCAAACAGAAUUCCUUACAGAACCUGAAAUUGUAAUAUAUAUUUUGAUUAUUCACAUUAAAUACACAUGCCAGGGGUUUCAGUGAAUGUUUUUUUACUAUGUGUUCUUUGUAUCUUCUUCUCUAGCAGUGCAGGUUUUACUAUUCAUAUAAAAUAUUUUAAAGUACCACAUUGUCCUUUAUAAAACACGUCAUGAAAUUAGUUCAGGGAAUCUUUGCAGAUGUCUCAACCCUCUCCCUUUUGACACUUGACAAUUACGAGAAGAGCAGUGCGCUUCCUUGACGAGUGAAAUAGUAGCGUUCCCAUAGCUGGCCCAAGCCAUUUCUUAUACGCGUGAGAGUGGUCACUGGCCUUUGUCAUUGUAGAGCUAUCUAAAAAAAGGACUGCGAUCAAUAUAUUUUUUUAAAAGGCACACUGCUUAACCCCUUGAUGCCAGCAUUACUCCUUGCUCUCUCCUCUUCCUACCAGUGCCCAUCACUUUCCUGGCAAUGAGGUGAGCCAGAUUUGCUGGCUUUGAGCAGUAAAAGAAAUGACAUAAUUUGCAUCCCUUCUUUAAAUAGAAGAACCAUUUAUAUUUCUAAACGCUGCUCAAAAAUGGGUUGAAGAUUUUUUUUGUGUACUUAAAAAGGCCAACAUACCACAUGUUAGAGGCCACAUGAGCUGUUUAAAAAGGGAAUUCAUAAAAAUCUAAGUAACUAUUACUUCUGAAAGUCAUUAACUGAAAUUAGAAUGAUCUAUGUACAGUAUUAAGUGAUUGAGAUGUGAUUGUGUUACCCGUCUAGGCAUAAUUCAGUGAAAGAAACCUUUGUUUUCAAGGACUUAAUCGUUAAUGUGUAAUUCAGUAUAUCAUUUUAUCAUGUUAAAUAAAUCAUGGGGAUUCAAGUGAGAUGGUAUUUUUUUUUUAAGUUUUUGUUUAUAGUCUUUCUCCUCUAUUAUAGACUUACAGGGUACAGCAAUACUUUCUAGUAGCAAUGGAGUUGCUGUAGUCUGCUUUACUGCGAUCUUGAGUCUGAAUGGCAUUGUAAUACUCUAGUUGUGUAGUCGUCAUGGUUUUUUGGUGCUAAUAUAUUGCAUUCACAGCCCUGACCAAUAACAUUCAGCAGCAAAGCACAAUAUUGCCCUUUAAGAGAGAGCCAGAAUUACAUCUAAAAGCAAUGUACAUUUGUUAUACCACAAUUCAGAAGCGUUCUGUUGUGUUAAAUUAUCACUUAGUAUUUGCUGUGUUGAUAUCAAACUACUGACGUACCCUUAAUUCUGCAGUUUUUGGUUUUAGUAACAGAGAAUAUUUGGUCUCUAAAACCUGUCUUAUUCUAAACUGUUUUCUUAUUUAACAUAUAAGCUCUCUAAGGAGGAGCAAAUGAUAGUCAAUGAUUAUCAUGCAUCUUACCUUUUAUUAUGAGCUGACUGGACACAAAAAGGAGUUGAUCGGCUUAAUUGGGUCUUCAGGAUUUAUUCUCUUUACUGGAAAGUUUUUUCUCCUGGCAAAAACCAUUUUCUUCACAUUUAUAUCACUUCACUGCUUUUCUUUAUAGAAAAGUUAUUGAAGAACUUGAACAAUUUUUUAAAUAAAAUUAUUUUAAAAAUGUUUAAUAUUUGUAUACGCCCCAAUGUAGGUGAGAAUCUUCACAGCAGGAUGGUCCUUUGCUUCUUUUUUAACCUGCUAUAAAAGCCUUUUAUACAAUGUUAUAAAUGUAGUAAAAGAAUUUGGCUUUCCAAAGAAUUAGGAAUCUUAUGGUAAUGUAUGUCUCUCUAUUUUUUCCUAGUGUCCUGAUUUUGUUUUAAAAUGUUAAAUUAUAUGUAAAGGAAGAUGACUUUAAGUUUUCUGUUGUGCAAUAGUAAGAAAAUAAAGAGGAAAAGCACAUUAAGGACCAAACAAUAAAAGAAUUGUUUUGCCAAAAGGCUACAGCCAGCCAUGCGCACACAUUGCAUUGAAUCAGUACUCAUGACUUCAGUGCUUGCUGUUAGAAUUACUUCAGCCCUUUAACGGUGAACUGAAAAAUGUUUUGUGAGUUGAGGAGUGGAGGUUAUUAAUAGCAGAUCAUAUAUGCAGACUCAAGGCCCAAUUAUUGAAGUUCAUGGUGCUGCUGUAUGAGUAAGGAGUACUCACCUAUCUGUGAUUUCAUAUGAUUGGGCCCAUACAUGUUACAAAAGCAUUAUUUUUCUUUGUUGGGAUGGGGAGCAGGAAGGAAGAGGCUUGGUUCGCUCUUCUGCAGGGGAAUCCCCUUUUACUUCUAACCCCUGAUUAUUUAUCUUUUUUAAAGCUUGUUCUUUAAGAAGAAUUGCAAUGUAUGGCCUAUUUUUAUUUUUAUUUUUUGGUACUACCAAAUACUGAAUGUAACUGCCAUAAAUUUUAGGAAGAAGCCACAAACACAAUCCUCUUUACUGUAGGUGAGUUUGUGGGGCGCACUAAGUGUUGCAUCAGAUUGUUUGUUUGAAAAUGCUGAUGUUCUAUGAAGCCAAAUUCUAGCAGAAAUUUGCAAUUUCAUUGCCAUGUUAAUGCUGAAUAGUUUGUAGAGGGAAAUUAGUAGGUAAGAAAGGGGAAGCAGUCAAGAGCAGUCCCACUUCUUAAAGCUGCAUGAAAGUGAAGCGCAUUUGUCUAAAAAGUCCUAAUAAUUUAUGAGGCAUAUAAAUAAAGCAGCCUUAGGCUAGCUGUGUGGCAGGAGAUCUGGAGCAGUAGAAAAAAUAGUGGACUGUUGGGAAGGGAAAGUACUCCUUUUAUUUGGGUAACAGCUGAUAGCUUGGUUGAGCCUGUACUACUUGAGAAUUAAUCGCCGAGUUACUAUUGUGUGUUCUGUACCUUUAAUUGUGCUUCACCUCUAUUUAAAAGCUUUGUACUGCCUCUCUUGAAACUGGUAAAGCCUUUAAAAAUUUAAAUUAAUGAGCUUGCACAAUCUUGUAUACAGGAAACCCAUCUUGUCUCUACUGUGAUUAUUAAUGUAUUAUAUCAUUCUGUAAAAACCGAUUAAAAAGGAGAGCAGUUUAACUGUGA
Molecule: messenger RNA, 8568 nt
Organism: Dermochelys coriacea (leatherback sea turtle)
Lineage: Eukaryota; Metazoa; Chordata; Testudines; Dermochelyidae
Gene: GAPVD1
Product: GTPase activating protein and VPS9 domains 1
Exons: 26
Coding region: 206-4630 (1474 amino acids)
Biological process (GO): vesicle-mediated transport; regulation of GTPase activity
Cellular component (GO): cytosol; endocytic vesicle
Molecular function (GO): guanyl-nucleotide exchange factor activity; small GTPase binding
Source: RefSeq, a predicted model, not a curated record